UGCCUGUUGUAAUUCUGUCUGCUUCUCUAUGACUGCCUGUCUCAUACUCUUUCUGUUUGUGCCUCUCCUCACUCUUGUUCCUUCUGCUUGAAUCACAGUCCCUUGGUCUUUCUGCUUCUUGUGUUUGUCUUUGUUGCGCUUUUUGCCAUGACACCAUCCCCUCUCUCAGUGCCUUCCCUCCAUUUCUGGAAGGCUUAUAAUUGCUCGGGCAGGGAAACAGCAGCUAAGAGCCUCUCCUGGCUUCCCUCUUCAUCUUGUUGAGGCUGCCAGUCAGAAGGGCCGCCAGUCCCGCAGCCUCAAGUGGCCUACAGCCAAAGAAGGGCGGAGACCAUGGGGCGGGAUUGGUCCUAGGUCCACCUCAUAAAGCCUAGGGCGAGGGGCGCAAGGCAUUCUAAAGGAGCCCUGGAGGGGCUGUUUGGUCCAGUAAACCCCAAAGGCUUAGUCGGGGCUCUGCAGUGUCAUGCCCCGGAGCCCCCAGACCGUGCGGAGCUGGGCGCUGUUGCUGCGGCUGCUGGCAUUGCUGCGGCCACCGGGACUCGGCGAGGCGUGCAGCUGCGCCCCCGCGCACCCCCAGCAGCACGUCUGCCACUCUGCGCUUGUGAUCCGGGCUAAAAUCUCCAGUGAGAAGGUAAUUCCUGCCAGUGCAGACCCUGCUGACACUAAAAAAAUGAUCCGGUAUGAAAUCAAACAGAUAAAGAUGUUUAAAGGGUUUGAGAAAGUCAAGGAUGUUCAGUAUAUCUAUACACCUUUUGAUUCCUCCCUCUGUGGUGUGAAGCUAGAAGCAAACAGCCAGAAGCAGUACAUCUUGACUGGUCAGGUCCUCAAUGAUGGAAAAGUCUUCAUCCAUCUUUGCAACUACAUUGAGCCCUGGGAGAACCUGUCCUUUUUGCAAAGAGAAAGUCUGAAUCAUCACUAUCACCUGAAUUGUGGCUGCCAAAUCACCACCUGCUACACAGUGCCCUGCACCAUUGCAGCCCCCAACGAGUGCCUCUGGACAGACUGGCUGUUGGAACGAAAACUCUAUGGGUACCAGGCCCAGCAUUAUGUCUGCAUGAAGCAUGUUGAUGGCACCUGUAGUUGGUACGAGGGGCACCUGCCCCUCAGGAAGGAGUUUAUUGACAUCAUCCAGCCCUAGCAGGGAACAGUGACCACCACAAUCUUUCAGGAGUCCUGAAGAUCAAGCCAGUUCUCCUUCCCUGCAGAGCUCGGGCUAUCACCACCUGCCUCACUGCUGCCAGCCAAUGGGAAGUACCAAGUGGACAGUCUGGCUAGUAUUAGAACAGGGCUGAGGCAUGUUCAGCUUACAUCUGGAUCCCAGCUCAGAACUUGUCAAAGUCUAGGAAAAGUAGCAUGACUUUUCUAUCUUACCCUCAACCCUUCUCCCCUGCCUCCCAAGCCCUUUCAGUCUAGCCCGUACCUAUUACUGAAAGUUUUAAUUCUGGCUUAGAAUCAAAAUAGUUUGGGCCAGAACUAUUCCCUUUUCUCUCUAGGAAAAUGUGUUUUCUCUUACCUUAAUUGAUCUUAUCGGGAAGAAAUGGUAAUGUUAUGUAUAUGAGAUGGUGUAGCCUUCUGAUGUACAAUACCAGAAGACAGGUUGACAGCAUCAUAAACAGACUGCUUUAGAAGAAUGAAAAGAACAAUAUACUAUGGCUAUAUAUCCUCUACUACAAUCUCAACUCAUCCUGAUCGUCUCAUACACUUCCAUCUGUUUAGGAAGUGACUUGAAGGGGCAUAGAGUCAUUCAAUAUGAGACCUACAAUGGCCUAACCUCCCUCCUCAUGCUGUAAUCUCCUUUACACCAUUCCUGGCAGAUGGUGUGGCCCAGUUAGCACACCUCUUCGGAUAAGAAUAGACUUAGGUUUUGUCUCUGCAGGUUAACUAUCCUUAAUGCCUUCAACUGAUGUUCAUAAGGCUUCUUUUCUGUUUCUUUUAGAAAGUCCUCCAUUAGAUUACUGAUGUCUUAAUUCCCACUUAAAAACUUUCUUUUUAAGCCAAAAAAAAAAAUCCCUUCUCUUGUAGAGUUAAAAUUCCCCUUUAGUUUUUCACACCUCAGAGAGAUCUUAAGAGGUCUUUUUUUGAGAGCAAAUUUCAGGAGAGGAUAGGACAAGAAUAACACAAGAGACCUUGAGGGAAAACAAUGGUAGAUGGAGAAUAUAUUUUUGCAAUGUUUUUGUUUUCUUUCUUUCUUAAUUAUUUUAGUGGUCAGCCUUGCUAGAUAUUACAGCAGGAAAAAUCCAGUUUCACUUCCCACCCUCCCUUUCACUCAGUCCCCUUACCACUGUGUCUUGGAUUCCCUGAGAACUCCAAGCACAGACCACUUAGGUUUCCUCAGCCUCUGCAAGGCUUCCUUGCUUGUCCUAAAAGGACAAGUCCCACUGUUGAUCUCAGGGGUUUGUUAAGGACAAGGGCUAAAGUUCCAGAGCCUCUCACUGGGGAAGCUCUGAAAAGAUGAAGGAGGUAGUUCUUUUCAAGGCCCAAGGUUUUUGUUAUUAAUCUAUGUGUUGAUAAGCAGGGCCAUGCACAAUAUGCCAGAAGAAGGCUCUUGAUUCACAGAAAUGGUACAAAUGGAGAUCCUUUUUGGAGAAGGGAGUGAGAGGGAAACAGACAUAAUCUCUGUCCCAGGGUACACUUAGAAUGCUAUAGCAGAGAAUCUCCAUUGGUGAGUUAAGUACCAUCACCAAAUCACCAGGCAGGCCUGGGACAGAGGAAGUGGGGACAGAAAGGAAGAAGGGAGAGUGAGGUCGAGGUCUCCAUGGAGGAAAACCCAUAGCAAUAGCCUCCGUACCAACCAUGCCAACUCUCUGCUCCUUCUGAUAUCCUUGGGUGGCCUCAGAGAAGGCAUAAUGUUAACCCAGCCUUCUCACAAUCUUGAUGAAAGCAAAGGGGAUGGAAGGCCCUGGUAGUAGUAACAGGAAUAACAUCUGACACCUGAGGGGUGCUUCACACUUUUCCAAAAGGCUAUUACUUAAAAAAAAAAAAACCUCAGUUAAAUUGUUUACCAAAUUAGACAACCUGGCUAGAAAUAAUUAUGCCCAUUUGACUUUUCACAGUUGGGAAAGUGACAAAGUGAGUAAAUGUAACUAGUCCAAUGAUGUGGCAGAGUCAGGGCUAGAACCCAAAGCAGUAGAUCUUUUGAUUAAUGCUCCAUAGAUUUGCUACUUUUUCAGUUUGAUAAAAUGCCUUAUUUCUGCCCUUCCCUAGUCUAUCUCCAGAUGUUAGAAACAAGGGGCGAUCAGCUAGAAUCCAGCCACUCUGGCCACACAUAGCAGGUCUGCAGUUUGACCCCAGGAGAGUCUCUGGGGUGGAGAUACUGAAGCCCUCUUCAGGGCCCCACUGUUACCAUGUGAUUAAG
Phyllostomus hastatus (greater spear-nosed bat) is the source of this 3352-nucleotide messenger RNA. RefSeq names its product TIMP metallopeptidase inhibitor 4 (gene TIMP4). Gene Ontology annotation, cellular component: extracellular matrix. The record is from RefSeq and is a predicted model, not a curated record. The transcript has 5 exons. Lineage: Eukaryota; Metazoa; Chordata; Mammalia; Chiroptera; Phyllostomidae. Gene Ontology annotation, biological process: negative regulation of endopeptidase activity; negative regulation of membrane protein ectodomain proteolysis. Gene Ontology annotation, molecular function: protease binding; metalloendopeptidase inhibitor activity. Bases 461 to 1135 code for a protein of 224 amino acids.